UUCUCAAUCCUUCCUCCCGAAAACCCUCAUAGGCCACCGACUCUCUACCCCUUGAAAACCCGAUGAAAUCUUGAUGAAAUUUCUCUUCUUUUCUUGUUAAAUCACAAGAUUUGGGGGCUUAGAAUCUUCCCUCUUAACCCAGAAAAUCCCGAAUCUGCUCUGCUCUUCUCCCCUGUCCGUCUGCUGCCAUGUGGGUGUGAGGUUUUUGGGCUUUUUCUGUUUCUGGUAGAGCCGUGAGCUUCUUCCCCCAAAAUCCCGUCAGCUCCCAUGCUCGCCUGGUGUGGGUUCUGUUGGUUGGAAAAAAAAAAGAGAGGAAUUCUGGUAUGUGCUAGCUUCUCCAAGGCUGAAUUUUACCCAAUUAGUAGUUGGGAUUUAUACAUGUAGCUGUUGCCUUCUUGUCCGAAUUUUCUGUCAAAACAGGGGAAGAAUUGGCAGUAAAUUAAAUGUGUUUUAGGCUUGAUUAUGUAGAAUUUAGCUUGAACUAGCUGCUGUGAUGUUUUAUGUGAGAAAUCCCGUGUGUGUGUGAGUUGUGAUUUGCCAAGUUAUGCUCUUCCUGUGAUGCCGUGAGAAAUGGGGAAUUUUUGUAGCUUAAGCUAUGAUUUUAAACUUAGUUUAAGUGUAAAUUAGUUUGAAUUGGGUUGUUGUGAUUUUGGAGAAAAAUCCCGUGAUUUGCUCUUGUUUUGCUAAAUAGGAUUAAAUAGAAUAAAAGUAAUAAAUAUUGCAUUUUGGGAAUUGGUCGGGAACAAUAGAAAAAGGAUUAAGUAUGUAGUUUUAUAUGAGUAUUAAUUUUUGGAUGUUUUGAAUUAGGUUCUUGAUCGUUCUGUCAAUUUAGCUCUGAGAUCGAGCCUUUGGUUUUAAGCGAGUGAGGAAGCGAAACUGAGGACGGGGAAAUCGAGGGGAGUGACGAGUUAGAAGGCUAGUCAUUUUGUAAAGUGAAUAUAGAUUCGAGAUGUAGAUCAUGAUCUUGUAAAUUAAAGUUUAAUCGGAGAUUUUAUAAAUUCAUUUAGUGGAUUGUUAGUUUAUAAGAGAUUUGAUUUGGAGAUUUUGAGAUUAAGUUAUGUUGGACAUAGAAUUAUUUGAGACGAUUGAUUUGAGUUAUUGGAUUGUCAGAGGUGAUUUGAAUAAGUUCCGAGCCUUCUG
Molecule: messenger RNA, 1140 nt
Organism: Rubroshorea leprosula
Lineage: Eukaryota; Viridiplantae; Streptophyta; Magnoliopsida; Malvales; Dipterocarpaceae
Source: the annotation of a GenBank genome assembly